Molecule: messenger RNA, 3076 nt
Organism: Bombus impatiens (common eastern bumble bee)
Lineage: Eukaryota; Metazoa; Arthropoda; Insecta; Hymenoptera; Apidae
Product: acid sphingomyelinase-like phosphodiesterase 3a
Exons: 9
Coding region: 831-2006 (391 amino acids)
Molecular function (GO): hydrolase activity
Source: RefSeq, a predicted model, not a curated record
AGCGGUGGUGGCAGCGGUGGCAGCGCCGGCGUCGGUGUUAGCAUCCUACCUGCUCUAGGACAAACCGAGUACGUCUCGUGCGAGGGUGCGGGCCGCACACGGUUCGCCGAACCUCCGGUACGUUUCGUGCUCGCGGAACUUGUCAUUCUUUUCGUUCCCGUAAACGCGCGCUCCCACGUUAAAAACAGCUGUGUCGAUCGGUAGGUUUCGAAGGUGAUCGCCUAACUAAGUCGAUUUUCGUUGUGAUCUAGCAUCGUGAUGUCUUCGUUAUUAAAUGCAUAUUAAGCUCUGUGAAUAAGUAUCAACGGACGAAUUAGUCGCGUGACCGCGAAGCAACCGGCUGCCUCGAGGUGGCGCGUUUUCAAACCAAGAAGACGGAGAAGAAAUCUUAUCGUAUUCGUACGUGAAAGAAUGAUCCAGGAAGUGUGGAUCGGUAGCUGUUCGUGAUCAAACGGUAGAGGAACGUAUCAGUCGGAACGAUUCAAAGGAUUCCAUCGAAUCGAACUUUAUAUCCUUCCCUGACAGAUCGUAUCUUUUCCGAGUAAAAGAAGCAUCGAGGGAUCGAGAAACGUGCGCGUAUGGGUGUGCGUCCCGAUAUGACCCACCACGAUUGACACUUUUUUUUGCCACGCUUUUACAUAGCAGCCCGACGAACAUGGUAUUUCUGGCACAUCACUGACAUCCACUAUGAUCCGAGGUACUCCACCCAAGCAAACGCGGCAAACGCGUGCUGGAACACGAAGAACGGUGUGAACAGCGGUCGGAAAACCCCCGGAGAAUUCGGUGACUACGGCUGCGAUUCGCCCUGGGCCCUGGUAGAAUCAGCAGCGAUGGCAAUGACAUCCAAUCGCGGCGAAGGAAUCAAGUUCGUUCUUUGGACGGGUGACGCGCUGACGCGCACUACUGGCAUGAGCGCCGAGCUUCGUCUGCAGUGUUUGCGGAAUUUGACCGAUCUGUUGUCUCGCACGUUUAAGGAACAGUUUGUGUUUCCGGCGCUCGGACACGACGACAUCGGGGUGAACUUCUCACAACUCGCCGAGAUCUGGCAGCAUUGGUUGCCGCAGGAAGCUCUGGAUACCUUUAAAACUGCCGGAUAUUACACGAUAGAGCAGCGCUCGGAAAAGUAUCGAAUCAUUUUCCUCAAUACGAAUUUGUGGUUGAACACGGCUGACAAUCGUAUGCUACAUCGCUCCGGAAGUAGUACGAUCGACAACACGCAGGAUCCUUUCGAUCAAUGGUCCUGGUUCCAGAUGACUCUCGAGACCGCGCGGAGGAAGAAGGAAACGGUAUACAUCGUAGGUCACACACCACCAGGGGUGGACGAUCGUGAGAGCGGUGCGGCGAUGUUGAGCGAACGUCACAAUACCAAAUAUCUCCAGCUGAUCCGGUUGUACUCGGACAUCAUUCGCGGUCAGUUCUUCGGUCACUGGCACUCGGACACUUUUCGCGUGGUCUAUAGCGAUACCGGUCUGCCGGUGUCAUGGAUAAUGAUGGCACCCAGUAUAUCACCGAGCACGCCUGGAGGGCCAAACAAUCCAGGUUUAAGAUUGUACAAAUUCGAAACUGCCACUGGUCAGGUGCUGGAUUAUACGCAGUACUAUCUUAAUCUGCCGGACGCGAAUUCAGCCGGGACGGCAAACUGGUUGGCCGAGUACUCUCUGCUCGAGUACUAUGAACUUCAGGAAAUUACAGCGAUCACUCUUCACGACCUGGCUGACCGAUUCACGCAAUUCAAUGAUUAUGCUUUCGUCAGAUACUACGCGGCCAACACGGUCUCGUUGCCGCGGGAAGUGGAGCAGAUUUGGGGCUGCGGAGGACCGCUGAACGGAGCUUGCGCUCUCCAUCAUUACUGCACGGUCACCCGGCUGAACCCAGAAAACUACAGGCAAUGCUACUCCUCGUAUGCGUACGCACUCGCUUCCACCGGUCCAUCCACGCCGCGACUCUACCUCUCGCUGCACCUGCUCGUCCUGUUGGUUUGUGCGCAGCUACUGAGGAAUCGGUAGGUUGGAAUCCCAACGGCCUGGCGAAAGACGACUGCGUUACAAGCGACCAAAAGCUCAGCUCCCUGCUCUUCCUGAUGCGCCGAUGACAUUUGCGUCGGCGAUCAUCGCGCGCGACCGGUCGAACUCGGAUCUUGUUUAAGCGGCAGAAAAUCUUCGAGCCAAUCUCACACUGCCACCGCAGUUGACGAUGUCUCGUUCCGUUGUCGCGAUGUUUGCUCACGAGGGGAGCAGCCGGAUAGAGAAGGGAAGGGAGCGUCGGUAUGUACCGCAGCGAGUGAUUCACUUUGUCUCUGUGUCUGCCUCGAUGUCUGUCUCUUUGUCCACGUCUUCUCUCUGUCGUAUCACGCGAAGGGGUUUGGACGUCACGGGAAAAUGGGACUUCUCAACGCCACAGCGAUAUCACGUCGCGCGUUCCGCGGGGAUUCGUUCGUAGGCUCGAAGCGAGCGUUCCCAUUCAAACACAGUAUUUUCUAUGUAUGCCGAACGACGGGAUGAUAAUCGCCUCGAACGACUGCUUCUUCGCAGUUUGAGCGAUCGUUUAAUUACUCGGUCUACGAAAUUUCAUGGCAUGAUUGGCAUUUGCUCGGUAGUGGCGAGUGGCUCGACCUGAUGUAACCGCGAGACGAGAGAGGGAGAUGAUCGACAGGGUAACCCUGAAAUAUAAACAUGGUUCAAACGAAAGCAAAUGAAAGAAAUCGAUGAAACCUUGAUGUUGUACUUGCUUCUCUUAAACGUUUGUGUGCGUUGUUUUAACACGAGAGAAUCGUAUUUAUUAGGGCGCGGCGCGCGCCUAAAAUCAGCCGCGGAACAUAAAGAACGAUCCACGUAACGGAGAACGACGAAUUUACGCGAUGCAUGAAACACACGAUCGAUCUCGUGAAACCGUUCGUUAUUCGGUGAUGUCGCACGACUCGAAUCCACCGUCAGCGGGAGGGACGUCGGUGACCCCGGGACGACUGCGUCGAAACGUUCUUAACUCCGAGAACCAUUAUCGUAUCGUACCACCAUUUCGCGAUUGUCGGAACAAUACAGUAUUUCUUAAUAAACGAGUCAUGGAUUUGUAACUACUA